This is a messenger RNA of Pyrus x bretschneideri (Chinese white pear), 462 nucleotides long. RefSeq names its product auxin-responsive protein SAUR68-like. Bases 1 to 462 code for a protein of 153 amino acids. The transcript has a single exon. NCBI's taxonomy places the organism in Eukaryota, Viridiplantae, Streptophyta, Magnoliopsida, Rosales, Rosaceae. Gene Ontology annotation, biological process: response to auxin. The record is from RefSeq and is a predicted model, not a curated record.
AUGGACAUGAUCGUUAUGAGUCCCAAGAGACUAAUGAGAAUGGCUAGGAAAUUGCAGAAGACAGCUGAUAUGGGGAGGAAGAAAAUUUCAAACCCAAGAGUAGUUGGUAACAACUCCAAUAAUACAGACUGCAACUCGAAGGGCGAAAAGGGUACUUUUGUCAUCUACACUGUUGAUAAGAAGCGUUACGUGCUACCAUUAUCUUAUUUGCACAACUGCAUUUUCCAAAAGCUUUUUAAGCUGUCCGAAGAAGAAUUUGGACUCACAAGUAGUCGGCCUAUCAUCGUGCCAUGUGACUCGUUCUUCAUGAAUUACGUAGUCUCACUCUUCCAACGUGGAAUAACUACGGAUUUGGAGAAAGCUUUACUGAUCAACCCUACCAUUAGUAGUAGCUGCUUCAUUGGUUCUACUAACUUACAUCAAGGCAAAACAGGACAACAAUUACUCCUUUCCGGUUACUGA